AUGAGACUUCACGAGAAUGACACUCGAGACCCGUCCACCACGCUAGAGAAUGGCCAGCCUCACCGUGGUCAAUCUCAAGCUCCAGCACCAAUCAAUUCUGUUACUGGAGCACCUGCCUUACGUCAGAGCAAUCCCCUUGGACAGCCAACCUUCUCUGAGCCUCCCAAUUUCUUCGAAUCCGACAACCUACUCGAAUGGCUCAUGUCCGAUAUUAAUGGAGCUUCUAUUGUCCCACUUCCACUGAUAGACUUCCCUGGAAGCUCAAAUACAACUGACAACUUGCACUUCCCUGUCUCUGCAGACAUGGAAGCGCAAGUUGCACAACCGACUCAGGGUCCUGGAAACAUGGCAUUGGACCAGAUCUACAAACUGAUUGACGACUUGUCAAGGAAGCUGAAUUCGGAUGUUCAUCACUCUGGAUUUACGUCUGCUUUCCUGGAUGCUUCUCUUCAUGAAUUUUUCAAAAGAGUGUCUCCGAGUUUUCCUGUCAUCCAUGAGCAGACCUUUUCACUUCAGAGAUCAAUACCACCAUUGCUCCUCAAUAUGGUCGCCUUGGGUUCACUAUUUGUCUGUGAAUCAGGCGCCGUAGAGAAAGGCGAAAUGCUUUGGAGAUUGGGACAUACGGCAGUUGCUACAUCCUGGCAGACCUUGAUUGAGAUUCGGGGACUGUGGGAUGCUUGUGAUGGAGUUCAGCUCGUUUUAACCGCUCUCCUGGGACAGACAUACGCAUUGUUAUCAAGCAAUGUCAAUAUUCGAACAACUGCAUCGGUUUUUCACGGACUGGGCUUUUACUGGGCAAGAACAUCGGGCAUGUUCUCUGUUCGCGAUGUAGUAUCCGAAGGAAUGCCGAGUAUCGAGUCACCAGAUGCAGAGAAAAACGCUGUUUGGCGAAGCUGGGCCGCUGCAGAAGUUCAACGCCGAGCGAUUUUGGGUCACUAUGUUCUUGAUGGCUUGAUCUCACAAGCGUCUGGCUCUCCAGCUAGUGCGCGACACCUGAUUAAUAGUCUCGAAACCACCUGUUCGGAGACUGUCUUUGCUGCGGAAACUGCCGACGAAUGGAUUUCUGAAAUGAUGCGGUCGACGUCAGUCCGAAUACCCGUGUCUGAGGCAUUUUCUCGCGUUUUCUCCUCAGGGUAUACUACAAUGCCAUUGCAGCUUUCGCAAUUCUCAAUAUUUGUUAUUAUCGAGGGACUUCAGUCUCUGAUUUCUGAUCUUCACGAGGUUCGAGGUGUAGUCUUUGGCACUGUUUCUCAGCAACAAGUCAUCAGAGCCUUGCUCAACAUCUAUGAAGGUAACAUAGCAUCCCUUUCACCGUCCCCAAACAUCCAUCAUCUGCAGAUUCUCAUCAGGUGGCAUUGUGUUCUUAUCGAAAUGACGGCACCUUCAAUAUCAAUCUACCGGUGGCUCUGCAAUCGAUACCAGCUACCGCAGAUGCUUGGCGGGAUCCACGCCAAAGGCAGUGCUGAUCAUCUUGAUCUGACACACUGGACUCGACGAGCAGAUUGCUACCGUGCUGUGUUACAUGCAAUAGCAAUCACUCGUCUUUUGAACGACCUUCCACUUAGCCAAGCUUACACGAUGCAUAUACCCACUGCUGUGUUCACAUCUGCAAUGGUGAUGGCAAUCAUCUGUCUGUUAAGCCAAAGCAUGAUCAGAAUCCCCGCAAAAUACAACUGGUUAGAUGUAUGGUCUCGUCAGCUGAUUGAAAACGAAGUUGAAGAAUUUCCACUCCAGAGUCCAAGCAUGGAGGAUCUUUUCAAAGAGUUGACCUGUGAUGGAACCGAUACCAUCGUAUCUAUAAAUCUGUUGGAUGAAAUUAAUUCUCUGCAGAUUAUUUUGAGGACUGUUGCAUCAAAAUGGGGGAUUUCAGCUCAGAUGGAGGACAUCAUAGGACGUUUAGCGACACUCGCUCGUGAGCGUCAUGAUCCACCGACGUGA
Penicillium atrosanguineum is the source of this 1938-nucleotide messenger RNA. RefSeq names its product fungal specific transcription factor domain-containing protein. NCBI's taxonomy places the organism in Eukaryota, Fungi, Ascomycota, Eurotiomycetes, Eurotiales, Aspergillaceae. Gene Ontology annotation, biological process: regulation of transcription by RNA polymerase II; DNA-templated transcription. The record is from RefSeq and is a predicted model, not a curated record. The transcript has a single exon. Gene Ontology annotation, molecular function: RNA polymerase II cis-regulatory region sequence-specific DNA binding; DNA-binding transcription factor activity, RNA polymerase II-specific; zinc ion binding. Gene Ontology annotation, cellular component: chromatin. The coding region runs from base 1 to 1938 and encodes 645 amino acids.